AAAGACAACAGGAGACUGUUGAUAUUGCAUAUCCGAACGAGCCCUUUGACAUUCACUUGCUUCCCAGAAUCCAUUGCGGUACUCCACAUUAGUGUGUGUCAAAAACCAAGAUGGCGCUCCAUCGGCUGUUCCAGCUGUCCUCCAUGCUGCGCUCCGCCAUCGGCGUGACGCUGCGCCGGAACAUCGGCCUCUCCGCCGUCGUCUUCAACAAAGCCAAGGACCUGGACCCCAUCCAGAAGCUCUUCCUGGACAAGAUCCGCGACUACAGCAGCAAGAGCAAGACUGCUGGUGGGAUCGUGGAAGGAGGUCAAGAUUAUCAGAAGAACCUCUCUGAGGAGGUGUCCAAGCUGCAGAGGUUAUAUGGAGGAGGAGACCUCAACAAGUUUCCUGACUUUAAGUUCACGGAGCCGAAAUUCGAUGAAGGAGCAAAGUAGAAAUGUUGUAAAAUGUGUAAAUGUCACAUGUGUUUAAUAAAGAGUUGGGUUACCUGA
This is a messenger RNA of Oryzias latipes (Japanese medaka), 491 nucleotides long. It is a transcript of the gene atp5pf, whose product is annotated as ATP synthase peripheral stalk subunit F6. Gene Ontology annotation, cellular component: proton-transporting ATP synthase complex. Gene Ontology annotation, molecular function: proton transmembrane transporter activity. Lineage: Eukaryota; Metazoa; Chordata; Actinopteri; Beloniformes; Adrianichthyidae. Gene Ontology annotation, biological process: proton motive force-driven ATP synthesis. The record is from RefSeq and is a predicted model, not a curated record.